AUGGAAGGUUCACCUUCCGCGGCCCGCGUUGGGCAUUUCGCUAUCCGCCUGCCACCAUUCAUUCGGUCCCGCCCCGACUUAUGGUUUCAACAGGCGGAAUCGCAAUUCGCUUUAGGCGGCAUCACUACCCAAUCGACUAGGUACCAUCACAUCUUGUCUGUCCUUUCCGAGGACGUGCUACUCGAGGUCAGCGACGUCAUCAGCUCACCUCCAUUACAAGAUCCCUACGACGCCCUUAAGCGUGCUGUCAUCAGCAGGGUUCUUCCGUCCGAUCGUCAGCGGCUGCACGAGCUCUUCUCAAAGGAGCCCUUGGGGGACCGCAAACCUUCACAGCUCGUCAGAUACAUGCCACAAAUCCUUGGAACCGCUCCUUUUGACGACAAGCUCUUUCGUGAGCUCUUCCUCUCAAAACUUCCUCAUGCCGUCCAGCUGGCACUGUCUGUUACGGAAGAGACCGACAUUGUGUCAUUAGCUACCAGAGCGGAUAAGGCAAUGGAGCUGUUCUCCGACUCGUGCAACCCGUCUGCGCUGGCAGCGCUUGAAGGCACGCAUGACUUUUCAUCUUCACCAAGCGCUCCUUCCUAG
Ornithodoros turicata is the source of this 585-nucleotide messenger RNA. RefSeq lists its product as uncharacterized. The coding region runs from base 1 to 585 and encodes 194 amino acids. Lineage: Eukaryota; Metazoa; Arthropoda; Arachnida; Ixodida; Argasidae. The transcript has a single exon. The record is from RefSeq and is a predicted model, not a curated record.